Hylaeus volcanicus is the source of this 2452-nucleotide messenger RNA. RefSeq lists its product as uncharacterized. NCBI's taxonomy places the organism in Eukaryota, Metazoa, Arthropoda, Insecta, Hymenoptera, Colletidae. The transcript is spliced from 3 exons. The record is from RefSeq and is a predicted model, not a curated record. Bases 862 to 1218 code for a protein of 118 amino acids.
UACUUUACAAGAAAUCGAUUUAUGUAAAAAAAUAAGGUAGACAUAUUAUUAAUAUUAUUAUUCUCUUUUAUAAUAAUAAUUAGUAUUAAUAGCAUUAUAUAAUAAUAAUAUGACUACUUCAUCUGUGAACAUAAAUCGAUUCCUUCGGUCAUUUUACCUAUAAAUUGUAUUCCUCUAUUAGUCAUCGAAAAUGCGCUACGUCAUUUUAAAAAUCCGUCUUAUGCCAAUCUUGUCGAAUCAAAUCAAAUCGUAUCACUUUAUAGAAGAGAUGAGAGAUACUGAAUACUUUAAUAACAGACAGAGAAUAAUGAUAACAUGAAAUUUCAAGACUCGUCUUUCUUAAAUGAUUCCACAGUGAUACGAUGAUCGUUUAAAAAAUGUUAUUAAUACUCAUAUUGCAAGAGUUACAGAAAUUUAAGUUAAACCCUGUUAUUAUGCAUAACUCAUAAAGCGUCUGCAGUUAGCAAAGUGUUAACGGACUGGCCAAACGAAUCAAUCGUGGAAAUCAUUUUAAUUUUAUUUUAGUGACCAUUUAUAGACAGGUACAAGUGCAUGUAUAUUUUAUACUUCGUGACCAUCUUUGCAUCACGCAAUUGCGGCAGGGUUGUUGUCAAGGGCAUCGUGUCCAAAGGAUCUGCGUCGGUCACGCUAGAUUCACGAUUAGUGAUGAUCUUGUAGUCGGAAGGAAACAACACUCCGCAGCUCAUUCACUGUUGUCUCCUAUAAUUUCGCGUGUUUACGUGGUUCUUGCCGUAAACUUUGGCACGUGGACAGGACGAAGUGCGCAGUGGCGAAGGUUCAUGACUGGACGAAGCCUCGACCAGGGUGAAGAGAAUCGCCUGUGGCGUAAGUGGCCAGGGGAUGCGACGUUCAGUAAGCAAGAAGAAGCCUUCACAUCUGAAUCUCUGGCGGGAAUUUUUGACUAUUGAGCCUACGGCCAAGCACCUAGCGCAAAAUCCUUUUUACAAAUCGACUGGUAUUAUGAACGUUUCUACCGUGUUUCCGGAGGGACUUACUGAAGCACCACGUCACACAUCACCGAGCGUGAAGGAUGACGACGAGGCACAGGAUAGAUACAAUCGACGAAUUAGCAGCGUUGAGGUUGUCGAGCGCUGCUUGCUCUGUCUAGGAGGAUUUCUCGAGGACCUUGAAAAUAUAAUUCGAAAAUACUGGAAUGAUAUCGUCAACAUUAUUAUGCGUGCAGUGAAUUGGCCAUAAAGGAACCAAAAAUUCCAUCGAGCACGCGUCUUUCUGCGCGGAAACAAUGAAUGCUUAUGCUGCGGAUGUUUAUGCAUUUAUGGCAAGUGAGAAUAUGGGAAGACGUAUGAGAAUGUGCUCACAUGCAAAAGUAUAUAAAAUAUUAUACCGUUUAAAAGGUGAGACACUUGAUAAUAUCAUUCCAAUUCUUUUUCUGUACCUUUGAAAACAUGAAUUUGCAUAAACACCCGCAGUGUAGUGAUGAGAGUACCUGCAAGGAAGUCGGUUCGUUCACCCAUUUUUUCCUGAAGCGUUUAAUUUAAACGAGCCCGUAUAGCAGUUAAAAAUAUAAAGAAUAAAAUAUUUUUCGAAGAAUUAGGUGAGAUAGCUGAGACUGUUAGAAUGAACCAUUGUACUAUUUUGAAACAUCAACAUGAAGCUUUGGAGCAGUAGUGAAUAUCCAAAUAAAUUUAAAUAAUAUUUCCUACGAGUUAAAUUUCACAUUACGGGAGCUGUAUUAAUAGCCACACAUUUAUUAAACGACGUGUAACAUAAAUGAAAGUACAAAACGAACUCUAAACACAAACUGCCUUAGGGCAAUCGUUAAUGCUUUUUGCACAAUAAAAUAUGCGAAAGGAAGUUGAGUAUCGAUGAAUUAAAAAGUGAGUAGGAAAUUAAUAGACGAAGGUGUCAGCCAUACGUUCUAUAAUGAACCGAAGGUAUUCAUUCAUAAUGGAUAGAGUAAAAAAAAAAAAAAACAGACUGUACCGCAAACUUUUGUAACCUACAAGCAUGAUGAACUUCAUCUGCAUGCGUCUAACUCGGAAUGCAUGCCAAUUGAGACUUGAAAUGCAUAGGAAUGUGGACACAGCAUGGGCAAUAAUAAUGAAGUAGAUGAAAAGUAAUAUUGUUAUUUUGUAGCGAGGUUCUCGAGAUAUUUUAAAAAUAAGUAUGCAACGGCAAAUAAAUGAAUAUAAUAUAUUUUAUCGAUUAUAAAAGUAAAUUCUCGAUAUUCAUUUUGAAUAGAUAAAGUAUGGCCCUCUCUUCUGUAUAACAGUAUUUGAAAAAAUUCCUUGAGAAUAAUAAAAUUGUAGUAGCGUGAAAAUUAAAGGAAUAAAAACUAAGUAAAAGAAUAAACAUGUAUAUCAUAAUGAAAAUGUAAAAAUAAAAUUCAUUGUGAACAAACCUCAUUACCAUCUAGCUUAUCAUAUUUAUGACAAUAUCAAAACGACAUUUAUUACAGAAGUGUAGAAAA